Molecule: messenger RNA, 1524 nt
Organism: Aspergillus bombycis
Lineage: Eukaryota; Fungi; Ascomycota; Eurotiomycetes; Eurotiales; Aspergillaceae
Product: sugar transporter
Exons: 8
Coding region: 1-1524 (507 amino acids)
Biological process (GO): transmembrane transport; carbohydrate transport
Cellular component (GO): membrane
Molecular function (GO): carbohydrate:proton symporter activity
Source: RefSeq, a predicted model, not a curated record
AUGGCUGAGAAAAAGAGAAGUAAAGACCAUAGCAUGGAACCACCUGAGCCUGAGCACCCUGAAUCAGCUGGCCUGUCCAAUAGCAAAGAUCAAGGAGAUCCCCGUACCCUGGCAGAAGUUCUUCAAGGAAACCGUCCCGAUCCAUGGGGCUCGGGGUAUAGAAAAUUAUAUUAUAUGUCUGCUUUGGUUUUCCUGUGCUCUACUAUGAAUGGAUACGACACGAGUCUCAUGGGCUCUAUCAAUGCUCUUCCGAACUAUACCGAGUAUUAUAAUCUUCCAAAUAAGGGCUCCGUGAGCACUGGGAUUGUUUUCUCCAUAUUCCAGAUUGGCCAGAUGGCAGCGGAGAAGCUAAGCGUCUUUAUCGGGGGGAGAUUCCUGUUGUCCUUCUUUGCGACUUGCGCUCAUACAGCCUCUCCCUUGUUGCUCGUCGAGAUUGCCCCUCCUCAGUAUCGUGCGAGCGUAGCUGGAAUGUACAACACACUUUACUACGUUGGCUCAAUACUGGCGACUUCAUCCGUGUAUGGCGCCCAUCUACACUUGGCACACCGCGGCCACCUUGACUGGCGCCUUCCACUCUGGCUCCAGAUGGUAUGCCCUGGAAUUGUCUGCUUGGGUGUCUGGUUUGUCCCAGAAUCACCCCGCUGGCUCAUUGCAAAGGAUCGCCAUGAGGAGGCCCAGGCCUUCAUCGUAAAGUAUCAUGCUAACGGCGACGCUUCACAUCCAAUUGUGGCGCUCGAGAUGAAUGAGAUGAGGAAGAAUUUACACCAAGAAGGGAUCACUCGUUGGCGGGAUUUCUUCGAUCUUUCAGUGCUUGUCAAGUCCCGUUCUCGCCGAUAUCGUCUCAUGCUCAAUCUGGUCUUUAGCUGGUUUGGACAAUUCUCUGGGAAUAAGUCAGUCGGCUCCGUGAUCUCGUACUACCUUCCAACGCUGCUGAAAAAUGUUGGAGUCACCAAUACCGACACCCAGCUACUGCUUAACAUUAUCUAUGCGUUGACUGGUUGGGUCGCAGCCACGAUUGGCACGCGCUUCCAUGACAUUGUUGGCCGCCGGAAAAUGUUUCUUGGUUCCACAGCUGGUAUGGUCAUCUGUUUGGCAGUCACAGCAGAAACCGCCGCUGUCUUCGUUCACAGUGGCAGCACGACUGCAUCGUCAGCUUCGAUCGCUUUUAUUUACAUCUUCGGCGUUGUAUUUGCGUUCGCUUUUACUUCCAUGCAACCUAUCUAUCCCGGUGAAGUCAUGUCAAACGAUAUGCGGGCGAAGGGUAUGGGGACAUUCAAACUCACCGCAGGUGCCGCAGGCUUUGUCAACACCUUUGCAGCGCCGAUCGCUCUGGCAGACAUCGGGUACUGGUUCUAUGUCUUCUUUGUUUUCUGGGACUGCUUCGAGUUUGCUUUCAUCUACUUGUUUUUUGUUGAGACCAAGGGGCGCACCCUAGAAGAACUGGAGGAGGUGUUUCAAGCCCCAAAUCCUCGCAAGGCGAGUCUCAAGGUUCCACCACGACAUCGCCGUGUUGCAGAGCCGUAA